Molecule: messenger RNA, 1538 nt
Organism: Cricetulus griseus (Chinese hamster)
Lineage: Eukaryota; Metazoa; Chordata; Mammalia; Rodentia; Cricetidae
Source: RefSeq, a predicted model, not a curated record
AUGCUGGUUUGUUGCAGACAGUAUUCCUGGCUCUUCUUCCUGUCCCGGGGGGUCGUGGGCGCUGGUGCAGCAAGUUACUCCACCAUUGCACCCACUGUCCUGGGUGACCUCUUCGUGAAGGAUCAGCGGACCUGUGUACUGGCUGUCUUUUACAUCUUCAUCCCUGUUGGAAGUGGUCUGGGCUACGUGCUGGGGUCAGUUGUGGCUGAGCUAACAGGGAACUGGCGUUGGGCCCUCCGAAUCAUGCCCUGCUUGGACGCUCUGGCCUUAGUCCUGCUCAUCCUGCUGGUUCCAGACAUACCUCGAGGAGCAGCUGAGAAACAGGAAGAAGUGGCUGUGGAGGCUCCGAGGAGCAGCUGGUGUGAGGAUGUCAGAUACUUGGGGAGAAACUGGAGUUUUGUGUUUUCAACUCUCGGAGUGACAGCCAUAGCUUUUGUGACUGGAGCUCUGGGCUUCUGGGCACCCAAGUUUUUGUUUGAAGCUCGAGUGGUCCACGGCCUACAGCUUCCCUGCUUCCAGGAUCAGUGCGGCAGCCAGGACAGCCUGAUUUUUGGGGCACUGACUGUCGCCACCGGCAUUAUUGGUGUCAUCCUGGGAGCAGAGGCCUCAAGAAGGUACAAGAAGGUGAACCCCAGGGCUGAGCCCCUCAUCUGUGCUUCUAGUCUGUUUGCCACAGCUCCCUGCCUCUACCUGGCUCUCAUCUUGGCCUCAAGGACCCUCCUGGCCUCCUAUGUGUUCCUGGCCCUCGGCGAGCUCCUUCUGUCUUGCAACUGGGCAGUGGUUGCUGACGUCCUGUUGUCGGUAGUGGUGCCUAGGUGCCGGGGCACAGCAGAGGCGCUUCAGAUCACAGUGGCCCACAUCCUGGGAGAUGCUGGCAGCCCCUACCUCACUGGACUUAUCUCCAGUGUCCUGCAGACUGGGCGUCCAAACUCCUAUCUGCAGCGCUUCCUCAGCCUGCAACACAGCUUCCUGUGCUGUGCCUUUGCCAUCGUGCUGGGUGGUGGCUGCUUCCUACUGACUGCACUGCACCUGGAGAGAGACCAGGCCCAGGCCAGGCAGUCUGGCAAAGGAACUCUGGAGAGCAAGGAUGCAACCAGCAGGAACACUGAGCACCAAGGUCUGCUCUCCAGCACCAGCACUCCAGCAGAAGAGCCCUAAGCCCAUCUUACAGUGAGCAGGCUCCAUCCUACCCACAUCCUUUUGGUGGCCCCACCCAUCCUGGCUGUGACUCAGGGACCCCAGCUAAGCUACUUGUCACUUGUUCAAUUUCUACUAGAGAGCUGCCAGGACCCAGGAGCUGGCUAGAUUGAGUUGUUACCACCCUCCAAGGAGGCUGGGCCCGGUGUCUGCACCCAGCAGGGAGGCCAGGCCCUUAUUAAAUCAUGACCAGUGCAAAGCCUUGGGAUUUCAGGGAUUCUUAGACCCAUCUUGUUAUUUAUAGCCUUGUGAAGUCUCUGCAGGAAGGGGGAUGGCAGGCCAGGCCUAGGAUUCACGGUGGCCUCUACAACAGGGACCCUGAGGAAGUUGCUUGGCUUUGG